AUGGCCAUUAAUAACAGGACAUUAAAGGAGUUGGCUGCUCCUGAUUUGAACCAACAGUCUUUAUGUAUUGAGUACCCUAAUUUAGAUGCUGCUUUUGAGUUAAAAUCAGGACUCAUACAUUUGUUGCCUACUUUUCAUGGUCUUGUAGGUGAGGAUCCUCAUAAGCAUUUGAAAGAAUUCCACGUGGUGUGUUCAAGCCUGAAACCACAAGGAGUGACUGAAGAACAAAUUAAAUUGCGUGCUUUUCCAUUCUCACUGGCUGAUGCAGCAAAGGAUUGGUUGUUUUACUUACCUCCAGGAAAUUUGCAACAAGUCAAAGCUUGUGGAAUUUGUGUUGUUACUGGUCAUGCAAUGGAUAUGUGCCCUACACUUCAAGAAGAUUCUUUAGAGCAUGUCAAUGCAGUUGAAGGAUUCCUAGGCCCACCAAAAAUGAAAUACGAUCCAUAUUCAAAUACCUACAAUCUAGGGUGGGGGAUCAUCCCAACUUCAGUUAUGGAACAAGACCACAAUUCCAACAUUAUCAACCUAGACCACAUAUUCCACCAUAACAAACUUCUUCAAGUUCAGGAGACAAGAACAAGCAUCAAGCAAUUGGAAAAUCAAAUUAGUCAACUAGCAACAUCAGUGAGCAGGCUUAAAGCUCAAGGUUAUGGGGAAUUGCCUUCCCAAACAGUUGUAAAUCCUCGAGAAAAUGUAAGUGCCAUUACGUUGCGAAGUGGAAAAGAAAUUGACAUCCCUGUUCAGAAUCCUAUAGAAUUGGCUAAGAAGACUCAAAAAGAGGAGGCAGAAAAUGAGGCGAUAAUCUCUUCUAAGGUAAUUUCUCAAACAAUUGUGCAUAAUUCUGAUAAACCUAAUCCUCUUCCUUUUCCUAUCAGGUUAUCUAAAUCUAAAAAGGAAGAUCAAGAAAAGGAUAUCUUGGAGAUUUUUCGAAAGGUAGAAGUGAACAUUCCUUUAUUGGAUGCCAUUAAGCAAGUCCCAAGGUACGCAAAAUUUCUCAAGGAAUUGUGCACCAAUAAGAGGAAGUUGAAAGAUAAUGAGAAGGUAAGUAUGGGAGAGAAUGUUUCAGCCAUCCUUCAAAAGAAAUUACCUCCCAAAUGCAAAGACCCAGGUAUGUUCACUAUCCCUUGCAAAGUAGGUAAUGUCAAGAUUGAGAAAGCAAUGUUAGAUCUAGGAGCUUCAAUAAAUGUCAUGCCUCUUUCUAUUUAUUCAUCUUUGAAUAUUGGUCCAUUGAAAGAAACAGGUGUUACUAUUCAACUUGCUGAUAGAUCUAAUGUGUAUCCCGAGGGAGUUCUUGAGGAUGUUUUAGUGCAAGUUAAUGAAUUGGUUUUUCUUGUUGAUUUUUAUGUGCUUAACAUGGAAGAAGAUGAUUCAUCUAAUAUAGCACCAAUCUUAUUAGGGAGACCAUUUCUAAAAACAUCUAGAACAAAAAUUGAUGUUCAUGAUGGUACCCUUACCAUGGAGUUCGAUGGGGAGAUUGUGAAAUUUAAUAUAUUUGAUGACACGAGACUCAAAUUAAUGCCAGUUGAGGUACGAAGCCUAGGAACUAAUAAGGUGUUCAAGGUCAAUGGGCAUAGGCUUAAGCCAUUUCAUGAAGGUUUUCAGGAGCAAACUGCGGAUGAAGUGCAAUUGAGAGAUCCAACUUAA
This is a messenger RNA of Diospyros lotus (date-plum), 1644 nucleotides long. RefSeq lists its product as uncharacterized. Lineage: Eukaryota; Viridiplantae; Streptophyta; Magnoliopsida; Ericales; Ebenaceae. The transcript has 4 exons. The record is from RefSeq and is a predicted model, not a curated record. Bases 1 to 1644 code for a protein of 547 amino acids.